GCAAUAAAGCACGCACACCCGAUACACGAUACACGAGCAGCAACACAGGGAAAAGGUAAAAAAAAUAGAAAUAAAAGACCCAGGGCCUGGGCCUUUUUUAACUCAUUUUUUUUAUUCCACGGUUAUUCCUAAAUUCUCUUCUCUUGUUGAUUGUGUCUGUGUGUGAAAAGUUUUGACUGAACUUUUGAUGAUAAUUAAAAAUGUUAUUCCUUCCACAUUCAUAUCUAACCCCAAACUAUCUGCAUGGCGCAUGGUGCGUGGUGCAUGGUGAAGCAUAUAUACAUUAUAUAUAUGUUAAUAAUAUUAUAUAUUAUAUACACACAUAUAAUCUCCUUUUCAUGUGCGGAUUCCAUGGCUCUCCUCCACUAUUGCUCAUUUUUAAUAUUUAUUUUGCUAUACUCUGAUGAACACUGCCUGUGCAUGCCUGUGCAUCCCCACAUACACACACACAAAUGCG
This is a messenger RNA of Lobosporangium transversale, 457 nucleotides long. RefSeq lists its product as hypothetical. The transcript has a single exon. NCBI's taxonomy places the organism in Eukaryota, Fungi, Mortierellomycota, Mortierellomycetes, Mortierellales, Mortierellaceae. The coding region runs from base 201 to 404 and encodes 67 amino acids. The record is from RefSeq and is a predicted model, not a curated record.